Dentiscutata heterogama is the source of this 870-nucleotide messenger RNA. NCBI's taxonomy places the organism in Eukaryota, Fungi, Glomeromycota, Glomeromycetes, Diversisporales, Gigasporaceae. The record is from the annotation of a GenBank genome assembly.
AUGUCUUACGACCCCGAAAAUCUGCAAGCAGUUACUGAAGAAAAGGAAAUAAACAAUAUAGAAGAGUUAUCCGAUUCGUCCGAUUCAUCCGAUUCGUCAUUCGAUUCGUCGUCUAUUGAUUCCUAUGAUUCUGUUGAUUCCUAUGAUGAUGGUCUUCUUCCUUUACGCACUAAAAAUGAAAUAAUUGAUUUAGUAAUAUCUAAACCAGAAAUUGACCUUAAACCUGACACAAAUUUAAAACUAAUUGGAACAAUACUUCAUAUUGUGGAAAAUUAUGUGGUUAUUAAAUCAAUCAAUUCUGGUGAAAAUCAAGUUUUGGAUUCUGAUACUGUCUUACUACUUGAAGGCCCCGAGGUUUUUGGGACCAUCUUUGAAACUAUAGGCCCAGUUAGUCAACCUUUAUACGUAGUUCGUUUCAAUAAUGAAAACGAAUUCAAUAAAGAAAAAACUGUGGAAGGCGCUAAUGUAUAUGCUGCAGAUGGAUAUAUUCACUAUGCAUUCCCUGACCAAAUUCGUCAGUUUAAAGGAUGUGACGCUAGUAAUAUUAACGACGAAGAAGUUGAUGAAAAUGAACGUGAUUUUUCGGAUGAUGAACAAGAAAUACGGCAUAAAAAAACUCUUAGGCAAGAAAAUACCAUGGAACAUGGUGAAUUAGAAAACUCAAAGCAGAUUGGUAAACGCGCGUUUCGUAGUGAUACAAACUCCAAUUUUGUCGCAAAUGGAGCUAAUAAUAACACUCGAAGACGAAGUAGCCAUAGAGGUGGUAGAGGUAGAGGUGCAGGUCCUCGACAACAACCACGACAUCCUGAUGACCCUUUUGGAUAUAAUAUUCUACCUAGACCGAAAAACUUUUUACCACCUCCCUCAUAG